Scophthalmus maximus (turbot) is the source of this 1985-nucleotide messenger RNA. RefSeq names its product transmembrane protein 47-like. Gene Ontology annotation, cellular component: membrane; cell-cell junction. Lineage: Eukaryota; Metazoa; Chordata; Actinopteri; Pleuronectiformes; Scophthalmidae. Gene Ontology annotation, biological process: cell-cell adhesion. The transcript has 6 exons. The coding region runs from base 785 to 1693 and encodes 302 amino acids. The record is from RefSeq and is a predicted model, not a curated record.
AACGUUAGAGAACACGGGAAGUAGUUGUUAAAGUUGUGCAGAGUCGUUAUUCAGUAUUCCUGCUUAUGUUUCACCAUCUGGUCCAGAGAUACUUCCUUCAUUAUACCCGGGAAGUAUUUGAAAGUUAUUUUAGUGAUGGAAAAGUGUUUUUGUUUGUUUGGGACAGAAGAAGAGAAGCACCACGUUUGAACCUGUUGUGUUUUUCGCGACUGCGAUUCUUUUUCUCUUCUUUCUCACAGAUUACUCUCCCUCAUUAGUUUGAUAUCGGAGCUAUUUAUUACUCCACCGCAACCAUCUGCUACUCGGUGUUAACAACUGGCCAUUACGGCGGCGAUAAUAAUCAAACAAAAGUCACAGUCAAUAAGCAAUGAUUGCAACAAAGUGCCGUAUUAACAGAUGGGACCCACCUCUACACGGGGAACAGCUUCUGCAGCCACAUUGUUCAAUCAUCCUUUACACUGAACCCAGCUGGGUCGAUUAGUGCCUAAAUGUAUGCAUCAAAUAUUUUCUUGGAAGUUAAAGAAUAUCAAAGCGUCUCUCUCAGGUAACUGAUGUGCCGUACGUGGGCGUUGGAUGGACGGUUGUUCCGUGAGCGGCGGCAGCGGCGAGGGAUCCUCAACGUGGCGAUCGCCCUCCACCUCCUCCGUCUGACAGCCUCACUGUACUGUACUGUACUGUACGAACACUGUGCCCCGUCAAACUGGAUCUAUCAGCUCAUAAAGAACAUGGAUACAUUUCUCCAGCGUGUUUUAUUUCUCCACUGGACCAGGAGCAGAGCCAAGUAAUGGGUCCACUGAUGGGAGUCUCCUCCGGGACGACAAUGACCCCACCCGAAGGGUCACAUGAGGGGUCACAUGUCUUUGCAGUCACCAGGACCCUGCGGCACCUGCUGCUCCAGCGGCGCCCUGACGUCAGCGCGGUAAGCGCACAGACCUGCCGCGCGGCGCGGCGCGGCGCGGCAGCGUUGUCCAGCGCGCAACGCAGGCGCCCGCGGUGGCACCAGCUCCAGAUCCAGCUCCAACACCAACACUUCUCCGAGACCUUCCAGCCGGGCGCACCGGGAGGAGACAGCAGCACACACUCCACGCACACGCCACAUCCUCCCGGAGGUCCGAGCCCACCUCUCUGGCGCUCCAUCCUCGCCAUGUCCUCCGCCGUCACCGAGACGGAGGAGUCGGCGCGCGGCUCCCCGAUGACGCCGCUCAAGCUGGUCGGGCUGGUGUGCGUCUUCCUGGCGCUCUGCCUGGACGUGGGCGCCGUGAUGAGCCCGGCGUGGGUGACCGCCGACGACCAGUACUACCUGUCGCUGUGGGAGUCCUGCUGGAAGCCGGCGAGCACCGACAACUGGCAGUGCAGCAGCACGCUGGGCUCAGAUUGGCAGGUUGCUACACUGGCGCUGUUGCUAGGGGGCGGAGCCCUGGUGCUGAUGUCAUUCCUCAUCGCCCUGGUCGCCGUGUGCAUCGGCACAAGGCGGCGAUUUUACGCACCCGUCGCUUUCAUGCUCUUUGCUGCAGUCGUCCUGCAGGCCUGCAGCUUGGUCCUCUACCCCAUCAAGUUCAUCGAGAGCAUCAACCUGAGGAUCUACCACGAGUUCAACUGGGGCUACGGCCUGGCCUGGGGCGGGACCAUCUUCUCCUUCGGCGGCGGGAUCCUGUACUGCCUCAAUCCCAAGAACUACGAGGAGUACUAUUAGGUCACGUUCAGGCUGGAGGCUCUGCAGAACCAGAGAGGCCACCAGCUGGUGUCCUGAGCCACGACCCGAUGAGAGAUUCUUUUUUCUUCCCCUAGACAUAAAAAAGCACCAGACAGGAAACACAGGAAACAUCCAAAUCUCUGCAGGAGAGAAGAUCUCAUCAAGAUACUUUAACACUUUGUGUUCCUGUGGCUGAAGCAGAAGACUUUUUAUUUCUCCUCUUUGUUUCUGUAAUAUCAUAUCUGGACAAAGUGCUUUGCUCCUGUCACAUUAAAAGUGAAUUUACUGUUUA